Messenger RNA from Pangasianodon hypophthalmus (striped catfish), 2293 nucleotides. RefSeq names its product G protein-coupled receptor 137 (gene gpr137). Bases 575 to 1723 code for a protein of 382 amino acids. Gene Ontology annotation, cellular component: lysosomal membrane. The transcript is spliced from 8 exons. Gene Ontology annotation, biological process: positive regulation of TORC1 signaling. Lineage: Eukaryota; Metazoa; Chordata; Actinopteri; Siluriformes; Pangasiidae. The record is from RefSeq and is a predicted model, not a curated record.
UGUGCCCGGGUUUCUGGCUGAAGCAGAGAAGUGAAAGCACUGAGGAAGUCGAGCGACCAGAGAGUGACAGCUCACUUUCACCAGCCUGUAGCCAAGGCACGCUGAGACUGCUUCAUAUUAAACUUUUGUUUAAUAACGCCUGCAGGUUUGGACCACAACUUGGCUUCGAUCUGAUGCUUGGUCCAUUGCCUGUGUCUUGAAAGUAUUAUAUUAACAGAUAGUGUGUGUGUGUGUGUGUGUGUGUGUGUCUCUGUCUGUGUGUGUGAGCGAGCGUGAGAAGCUGCUUGUACUCCAGCCAGCAAUGAUCCUAUCCUUAGCAUUCCAGGGAUAUCUAAGGGAAAUGAUUGCUCUAUCUUGAGUUAGACUUACCAAAACAAAGUUCAGACCUUUAAGGGCUUCUCAGAGCUGUGAACCAAACAUUUCCUCUGAAAUAUUUUGCUCAGAGCAUUUUUUUUAAAUGUUCUCUGCUCAUGUAGACUGGAAUCCUCUGUUCGGAUUAUACAAUUAAAUUUCUCUUAUUCAUUCGGGUUUGUAUAACAUUCCCACUUAGUCUCGGUUUACUUCUGUUUACGCCAUGGAGGUUACAACCCCUAUUUCCAACUCUUCUAUCCCUCCACCUUUCCCAAUAAGACCAGCUAUGACUCCAUCUGUACAGCUUGGAGUCACCAUACUUUACACUUGCCUGUACGGAGCUCUGUUCUGGAUAGUAUACAUCCAGCUGUGGUUGUUGUUAUUCUAUCGCCAUAAGAGAUGGAGCUACCAGAGUGUUUUUCUGUUCCUCUGCCUGUUUUGGGCAGCCCUCCGUACUACUCUGUUUUCCUUUUACUUCGGCGAUGCUGUUGCCGCCAACCACCUGCCCACUCCAUUAUACUGGCUCCUCUACUGUUGCCCCGUGUGCCUCCAGUUCUUUACUCUGAGCCUCAUCAAUCUCUACUUUACACAGGUCUUGCUCAAAGUUAGAGACUUAUUUAGUAUCGAACCCAGAAAAGGAUUGUAUGUGGCCCGCUGUGUGUAUGCAGCCAUGAGUGUGGUCUUCUUAUGUGUCAACGUGGUUUGUGCCAGCCUCGGGGAGCGAGGAGACACAGGUGGGGCCAGGAACAAAACGUGGACUCUGGUUCUAGUCCGUGUCUUGGUAAAUGACCUCCUUUUCAUCAUCGAGGCUGUGUGCCUGGCCACUUUGCUGCUGCUCCUGACCCGAUUCUCUCCCACCACCAGCCCUUAUUUAGACAGUAAGGGGACCAGCCUUUGCAGGACAGCUGUGUUGGGAGUAGGUGUGAUCCUUCUCUUCUUAAGCAGAGCGUGCUAUAACCUUACCGUCCUCUGCUUAUCACAGAAUUACAAGGUGGAGUCCUUCGGCUUUGACUGGUACAACAUCUCAGAUCAGGCUGACCUUCGUAAUGAUCUUGGAGACAUGGGCUACAUUGUUUUCGGAGCUAUUCUUUUCAUAUGGGAGCUCCUCCCCACAAGCCUGCUCAUUCUCAUCUUCAGAGUGCCACGUCCUGCUAAAGAAAUGAACUGUAGUCCCGUCGUGAACACAAGGGCCACACGCUCAUAUUUCUUUGAUGAUCCACGAGGGAUGGAUGGCGACACAAGUGCUACUUGGUCAUACAGCAUACGCCCUAAUAGCAGCUGGUUUGGCUCCAGUGAGACGACGCCACUGCUGUUCAACAGGACAGAUCAGACAAACCAGCAUCACUCCCUCUACUCCACCCCACAGACCUGAGCACUCCACAAGAGUGUUUUAGGGAUUUGACACUGAACAUUCUCAGGCAAUAAUGCAUCAGUACCUCAGCCUAUGGAGCUCGAUAGGUGAUAUUUGCACUGAAACCUGGUGCACAUGCUUGCACAUUCCAUUUUCAUGCUUCUAACUUAAUAACUAUAGCAGCGCUUUAAGGAGACUUGUAGGCUUUAUCCUGUUUACAUAAAUAAGGACCGCUAAAGGAUGUUUUUCUCACUUGUUUAACAUUUUUUUGUACAUGUUUAAAAAAUUAAGAGAAACUAUAUUAGCAAAGUUGACUGCAGUGCUCAAUGUACAGGUGGCUUUUCAGACUGAGGAAUUUUCAUUUGAAAUGUUUUUAAUAUGAACAAUUUAAGUGAUGAUCUUUUUUUGCUGUAUUUUAAAACUUUUCUAAUUUAAUUGCAUUAUAACAUAAGCUUACUAAACAAUGAAGACUUAUUAUUGAUAUUAAUAAAAAUUAAGUAUUUUUACAUUAUUAAGGGAUAAAAAAAACUGAGUUGAAUGAUUUAUUCUGCAUUAUUUACAGAUCUUCCUAUUAAAAUAUUUUAUACAGUA